CUACAAACCCAGAUCUGGGUUUUCUUUCUCUAACUUCAUCUUCCUUUCCCUGCUCAUCUUCUUCUUUCUUUUUCUUAUUCGUUCUCUCUUUCUCUCGUUUCCCUUCUUUUUUCUUUCUCAAACCUAGAUUUGGGUUUGUUGCCUCGAUACGCUGCCUGAGAAAUGUACGCUUUUCCUCAUGAGCCCAUUGUGUUGUUUCUUUAUAAAGGGCAAUUUGGAGCUCAGAUGUCCUAUGUAUUUUAGCAACACAAUCAACAAUUCCCUUGAUGAUUUUGCCUGUUUUAGCCUUGGGGAUAAGGGAGAAAAAGGGUCUCAGCUGAGUAACCAGUGUUUGAAGAUCCUUAACCUUGUUCUCUUGCUAAGAAGGUUAGAGAGGUUAGUGAUUGCUUGUUCUUUGAUCCUCAAAGCUUCUGGUGAAGAUGAAAGAUUGUCGAGAACUUGGUACAGUGUAGAAAUGUUCCAUACCCAAUUCUAUCACUGUGAACCUGAGAUUGACAAAGGCAUCUUGAAAUUUCUAGACAAGGCAAAGGAAACCAUGGGAGUAAAUGCGGAUCCUUCUCCAGUUGUGUUUGUUGGUGUGAAUGUUGUAGACUUGAGGAGCAUUGCUAGAAACCAUAAUCUGCCUUAUGCUCAAAGGAAUCGUGCUGCUGAGGACCUGAGAUGGGUUAUUAAAGCACAGAGGUAUGCAGAAUGGCUAUCAAAUGUGGUCCUAGUGUUGAAAAAGAAUGGAAAAUUAAGAGUCUAUGUUGAUUUUAGAAACUUGAACUUAGCCAUACCAAAGGAUGAGUAUCUAAUGCCAAUUGCAGAUUUGCUAGUUGAUGGAGUAGCUUGUCACAAAAUUUUAUCUUUCAUGGUUGGUCAUGGUGCUGUUGGGACUUUUGAGUAUAUUAUGAUGCCAUUUGGUUUGAACAAUGCUGAAGCCACCUAUCAAAGAGCCAUGAAUGCAAUUUUUAAUGAUAUGAUUGGUAAAUUCAUGGAAAUCUACACUAAUGAUGUUGUGGUGAAGUCGCAUGAGGAAGAAGACCACCUAAUCCACUUGAGGAAGGCCUUUGAGCGGAUGAGACAGCAUGGCCUAAAAAUGAACCCAUUAAAGUGUGCCUUUGAAGUGUCUAUAGGUAAUUUCCUUGGGUACUUGGUGCAUGAGCGUCGUCUGGAGGUUGACAGAAAUAAGGCCAAGGCUAUGAUUGAGGCUCAACCACCACAAAACAAGAAGGAGUUGCAGAGAUUUCUUGGCCAAGUUAAUUUCUUAAGACAUUUCAUUUCUAACUUGGUUGGGAAAACUAGAGUUUUUUCUCCUCUGCUGAAACUCAAGUUUGAGUUGGAUUUUAAAUGGGAAGAAUAGCACCAGUCUGCCUUUGAUGCAAUAAAGCGGUACUUGUCUAGACCACUAGUGCUUGUACUACUUGUGAAAAAUAAACCUUAAAUUUCGUAUAUAUCUGCCGUAGAUGAGUCCAUAGGAUGUUUGCUUGCGCAAGAAAAUGAUAGAAAGUAGGAGCAGGUUGUGUAUUAUUUGAGUAGUUGUUUGACCUAGACUGAAGUCAAAUAUUCUUCAGUCGAAAAGUUAUGUCUUGCUCUCUUUUUUGCUGUAAUAAAGUUAAGACAUUAUU
Messenger RNA from Rubroshorea leprosula, 1607 nucleotides. The record is from the annotation of a GenBank genome assembly. Lineage: Eukaryota; Viridiplantae; Streptophyta; Magnoliopsida; Malvales; Dipterocarpaceae.